This is a messenger RNA of Fusarium redolens, 1058 nucleotides long. RefSeq names its product ClpP/crotonase-like domain-containing protein. NCBI's taxonomy places the organism in Eukaryota, Fungi, Ascomycota, Sordariomycetes, Hypocreales, Nectriaceae. Gene Ontology annotation, biological process: fatty acid beta-oxidation. The coding region runs from base 1 to 819 and encodes 272 amino acids. Gene Ontology annotation, molecular function: enoyl-CoA hydratase activity. The transcript is spliced from 3 exons. The record is from RefSeq and is a predicted model, not a curated record.
AUGGUUCCUACUUGGCUGAAGAAUUUCACAUCUCAGAAUGGUAACGUUCUCGAGGUAACUUUUCACAACCCAGACUCGGCUAUAAACCUCUGGGGUGUCGACUUCCAGGAUGGAAUAACUGAUCUCGUUCGAAGACUUGGUAAUGAUAACGAGACCAAGGUCGUCGUCUUCAAGAGCGAUGUUCCCAAGUUCUUCUGUGCCCACUUGGACCUUCUGAUGCCUGGAGUUGCAACCGUUGGGCCAAAGUUUGCCAGGCUCAUGUAUGAAAUCUCCGAUCUGCCCCAGGUGACCAUCGGCGCCGUUGAAGGACGCGCUCGUGGCGGCGGUAACGAGUUUUUGUUGGCCCUCGACAUGCGUUUCGCCUCUGAACCCGAGUCAUUCUUUGGUCAGAUCGAGGUCGGCACCGGUCUCAUCCCUGGCGGCGGCGGUAGCCAGCACCUCCCUCGUCUUAUCGGCCGAGGUCUCGCGCUCGAGUAUCUUCUCAGCGGAAACGAUAUCAACGCCAAGUAUGCAGAGCGAAUCGGAUGGAUUAAUAAGGCUUUUUGCUCGUCUGAGGAGAUGUACGAGUAUAUUGACGGUCUUACCUCGCGCUUGCGUCUGUUUCCUCUACUGGCCAUGGCUGCCAUUAAGAAGGCGGUCAACGCUCGGUCUAGUCCUACUUUGCAGGAUCUGCUGCGCGACGCUGCGUCCUUUACCUCUCGUUUGACGGAUCCAGCUAUGCCAGGUUUGAUCAGAAGGGCCUUGGCUGUCACCAACAAUCUCACUCUUGGCGAUGCUGAGCUCAACCUUGGCCGAGAUCUUCCCGUUGUGUAUGAGUAGAGUCACGUCAUCAUAACAAACGAACAGCGCAAUACCUCACCCUAGAGAUUGCUUCGCUCCACUGUUUGGCAGGAAGUCUCGUGACAUAGGAUUGUAUUGUCGUUUGUUCUCAGGUUGGCACCACAUUAGAUUUCGGAAUAUGGAGCUAGAGAGGAAAGUAGGCACUUUUAGUGAUUAACGCCGAUGUCAUCCAAAUCAAAGAUCACAUAUAUUUUUUUAUUUUUGUACUCUUAUCUUGG